CUGCACCUGCUGCCCCAGAGGCCCCAGAAGCUCGGGCCUUGAGGAGAUGGCCGCAGGCGUGAUCCGGCCUCUUUGCGACUUCCGGCUGCCCCUGCCCACCCACGGGCCCUUCCUGCCCUCAGACCUGGAGCCCCAAGAGACUUCUGAAGAGGAGGAGGAGGAGGAGGAGGGGGAGGAGGGGGAGGAGGAGCUGGAGGGGGCGGGGCCAGAGGGCCGCAGCCCAGCCCCCCAGGCCUCAGGCUGGGCCCCAGAAGCAGCCCCCAGGGGUCCCAGCAGCCCCGAGAACCCCCUGCAGCUGCUGCGCUUCUCUGAGCUCAUCAGCGGCGACAUCCAGCGGUACUUUGGCCGCAAGGACAGGGGGCAGGACCCGGACACCCGUGACAUCCGGGAGGACGACAGCUCAGCCCAGGGCCUCCGCUGUGCUGACCUGGUGAACCGGGCUCCGGGUGGGCCCCCCGGUGGCGAGGAGGCUAUGGAGCCCGGCGUCCUCUCCCCGAGGGGUCCCGAGGGGCAGGCACGCGGGCUGGGGCCCCUGGCCGAGCUCUUUGACUACGGGCUGCGGCAGUACUCAGGGCCCAGGGCCCCGGCCGGCCGCCGGCUACGGCUGGAGCGCAAGUACGGCCACAUCGUCCCCAUGACCCAGAGGAAGCUGCCGGUCUCCUUCUGGGAGGAGCCGGCGCCCGGCCCCCUGGGCCUGCUCCGCCCCGGCACGCCCGACUUCAGCGACCUGCUGGCCAGCUGGUCUGCGGAGACCGGCCCCGAACUGCCCGGUGGAGGCCCCCAGACCCUGGAUGGGGUGCAGCUGGCCGAGGCCUAG
Molecule: messenger RNA, 817 nt
Organism: Prionailurus viverrinus (fishing cat)
Lineage: Eukaryota; Metazoa; Chordata; Mammalia; Carnivora; Felidae
Gene: PERCC1
Product: proline and glutamate rich with coiled coil 1
Exons: 1
Coding region: 47-817 (256 amino acids)
Source: RefSeq, a predicted model, not a curated record